Molecule: messenger RNA, 2975 nt
Organism: Armigeres subalbatus
Lineage: Eukaryota; Metazoa; Arthropoda; Insecta; Diptera; Culicidae
Gene: Top3beta
Product: DNA topoisomerase 3-beta
Exons: 8
Coding region: 101-2671 (856 amino acids)
Biological process (GO): DNA topological change
Cellular component (GO): nucleus
Molecular function (GO): DNA binding; DNA topoisomerase type I (single strand cut, ATP-independent) activity
Source: RefSeq, a predicted model, not a curated record
UAAAGCUGAAAACAAAAAAUAAUUGUCAAAAAUUUAUUUUGUUGGGUGCAGUCCGACAAAUCUGUGUAAAAAAGUAAUUUUUGGAUUUUUGUCUUCAAAAAUGAAGUCAGCUUUAAUGGUAGCUGAAAAGCCUUCAUUAGCGGCAUCACUCGCGACAAUUUUAAGCAACGGAAAGUGUUCCAGCAGAAAAGGCUCAAAUAAUGCAUGCUCUGUGCACGAAUGGUUCGGGAACUUCCAUGGCGAACAAGUGAAGUUCAAAAUGACUUCCGUUUGUGGUCACAUUAUGGGUUUGGAAUUCGUUGGCAAGUACAACUCAUGGGAUAAAGUGGAUCCAGCUGAGUUGUUCUCCUGUCCAACGGAGAAGAAAGAAUCUACUCCGAAUUUACGAAUGCCGGCUUUUCUAAGCCAGGAGGCAAAAGGCUGCGACUAUUUGAUUUUAUGGCUCGAUUGCGACAAGGAAGGAGAGAACAUUUGCUUCGAAGUAAUGGCAGCCGUUUCCGGCGUAAUCCGUAAUGUGUUUUCCAAUCGAGUGACUUACAGAGCCAAGUUUUCGGCCAUUACCGAUAAGGACAUAAAAUAUGCAAUGGACAAUCUCAUUCACCCCAACGAAAACGAAGCAAAGUCCGUCGAUGCUCGUCAGGAGCUGGAUCUCCGAAUUGGAUGCGCAUUUACGCGGUUUCAGACAAAGUUUUUCCAGGGAAAGUACGCCGAUUUGGACGCUUCAUUGAUUUCUUAUGGACCGUGCCAAACGCCAACACUUGGUUUCUGUGUCCAGCGGCACGACGAGAUUCAAACUUUUAAACCGGAAAACUUCUGGUACGUCCAAGUUACCGUUGGGGAGAAUCCGGAGAUCAAGCUUGAUUGGUCGAGGGUUCGAAUUUUCGAAAAGGAAGUCGCAUGCAUGUUUUUGAACAAAGUUAAAGAUCAGAAAGAAGCAUUGGUUGAAAGCGUCUCAUCUAAGGAAACAUUCCGCAGUAGACCUCAAGCCUUGAACACGGUGGAACUGAUGAGGGCUGCCAGUGCAGGGUUGGGAAUUGGUCCUCAUUCAGCAAUGCAAAUAGCUGAGAAAUUAUACACUCGAGGUUACAUAAGUUACCCUCGUACUGAAACUACGCAGUAUCCAGCAAACUUUGAUUUGGUCGGCGUGGUUAGGCUAUUGCAACCGUCUUCGGAAUUCGGUGACGAAGCCAGGGAUAUUUUGCGCGACAUGAAUAACCCUCGCAAGGGAAAUGACGCUGGAGACCAUCCUCCAAUAACGCCAAUGAAGUUGGCGUCACGCAACGAACUGGAUGGUGGCGACACAUGGCGCGUGUAUGAUUACAUUUGUCGCCAUUUCCUUGGAACCGUAUCACGAGAUCUCAAAUACCGUUUGACAACCACCAAGUUCAAAAUCAACAACGAGACGUUCACCAACACGUCUAGUGUUCUUAUUGAUCCUGGAUAUACAAAAGUAAUGACGUGGCAAGCAUUUAAUAAAAAUGAGAUCAUCACCCCAUUUUCGGUGAACGAGAAAGUAAAAAUCAACGAUGUCCGCCUAGUGGAGAGCCAAACUGGACCCCCGGACUAUCUGACGGAGUCUGAGCUUAUCUCUCUGAUGGAGAAGCAUGGAAUUGGUACGGAUGCAUCGAUUCCGGUGCAUAUUAAUAACAUUUGCCAGCGAAAUUAUGUCGCAAUUGGAGGUGGGCGCACUCUAACUCCCACAAAUCUCGGGAUCGUGUUGGUGCAUGGUUAUCAGAAAAUCGAUCCUGAGCUAGUCCUUCCCACAAUGCGUUCAGCGGUUGAGCAACAGUUGAAUCUCAUAGCGCACGGGUCUGCAGAUUUUCGAUCCGUACUAAAACAUGCCGUGGAAAUUUUUCGGCUCAAGUUUCUGUAUUUUGUUCAAAAUAUUAGCAACAUGGACAUUCUUUUCGAGGCGACAUUUUCAUCGCUGUGUUCAUCCGGUAAAGCCCUUUCGCGUUGCGGCAAAUGUCGUCGUUACAUGAAGUACAUCCAGACAAAACCAGCUCGACUGCAUUGUUCGCAGUGCGACGAAACCUACACGAUGCCAACGAAAGGCAUAGUGCGAGUCUAUCGCGAGCUGAAAUGUCCACUGGAUGACUUUGAGCUGCUAGCAUGGUCGAAUGGUGCAAAGGGCAAAUCGUACCCUCUGUGUCCGUACUGCUACAAUUACCCUCCGUUCAGGGAUAUGCCGAAGAAUUCGGGCUGCAACAGUUGCCCGCAUCCGACGUGUGCUCACUCACUGUCCAGUUUAGGCGUAUCGAGCUGUAUCGAGUGUGAUCGUGGCGUCCUCGUUUUGGACUGCACCAUGUCUCCGAAAAGUUGGCGUCUUGUGUGCAACUUUUGCGAUGUUAUCAUAAACUGCUUUGAUGAUGCUGUAAAAGUCAACGUAGAAGCUGAGUCUUGUGAGGAAUGUGGCGCCCAACAAGUAACCGCUAUUUAUAAAUCCGAGAAGACACCUUUCAAAGACGAUGUAACCGACAAGAAGGGGUGCAUCUUUUGCUUCGUCGAUUUUAUACCACUGGUGGAGAAACACAAAGCGGUGGAGAUGCGUCGGGCACAGGGAGGGAGGGGUAGAGGACGAAGUGUACGCGGACGCGGAGGGAAAAGUAGUAGAGGGCGCAACAAGCCGCCCAAAGACAAGAUGGCUCAACUCGCUGCUUAUUUUGUUUGAUCAGCAUAAGAACUUAUCAAUCCACAAUUCUAGUUCAACUACCUACUGCAUUUCUGUUACAUGACUAAAAAGUUCUGCAUUAGUCCUUCUUAUACUAACAAAUAUAUCUGUUAAUGUCAAAAUCAAGUAAGUCUCCAUUGGAUGUUAACAGUUAUAUUAACAAUACAAAUCCUCGAAGGUCUCGUGUAGUGUACGAAAGGUUUUUAUAUUGUGAAACACUUAUCGAUAUAGGCGUGUCUAUCUAUUGAUAUAGGAAUAAUAGAAGAUGAUUACUUUCUACAAAGUAAUCCUGAAUGGCAUUGAA